GCGGGCGGCGAGAGGACGGACAGGCUCCGGGGCCGGUGGGGAGGGCUCGGUGAGAAAGACGGUGCGUACCCUGCCGCCGAAUACUCACCGCCUGAGGGCAGUUUGUAUUUACCGCGGGAGAGGGAAGAGAUUUGCCGGAGAACAAUGCACGCGAGCGCCAGCGCCCUGCGGACCCUCAUCAAGGGGGGCCGGGUGGUCAACGACGACUGCACCCAGGAGGCCGACGUCUACAUCGAGAACGGCGUCGUGCAGCUGGUCGGCCGGGAGCUCAUGAUCCCCGGCGGGGCCAAAGUCAUCGACGCCACCGGCAAGCUGGUCAUGCCGGGUGGCAUCGACACCAGCACCCAUUUCCAGGAGACCUUCAUGAACGCCACCUCGGUGGAUGACUACUACCACGGCACCAAGGCAGCUCUGGUUGGAGGAACAACAACGAUAAUUGGCUAUGCAUUACCAGAUAAAGAGAAUUCCCUUCUGGAAGCUUUUAAAAAGUGCAGAGAUCUAGCAGAUCCUAAGGUCUGCUGUGACUACUGCCUUCAUGUUGGUGUAACUUGGUGGGGGCCGCAGGUGCAACUGGAAAUGGAGGAGCUAGUGAAGGAACAUGGAGUGAAUUCAUUCCAGGCUUACAUGACCUAUAAGGAUCAAUACAUGCUGCGAGAUAAUGAACUCUACCAAGUUUUUCGUACAUGUAAAAGUCUUGGUGCCAUACCUUGUGUGCAUGCUGAAAAUGGAGAGCUAGUAGCAGAGGGUGCAAAAGAAGCCCUUGAAUUGGGAAUCACUGGGCCUGAGGGAUUAGACAUCAGCAGACCUGAGGAGCUUGAAGCAGAAGCAACACAUCGUGCCAUCACCAUUGCCAAUAGAACCCAUUGUCCAUUAUAUUUGGUUAAUGUCUCAAGCAAAUCUGCAGGUGAUGUUAUUGCUUCUGCAAAAAUGCAAGGCAAAAUUAUAUAUGGGGAAACGACACUAGCACACACAACUCUAAAUGGAUCAAGCUAUUACCAUCCAGACUGGUCUCAUGCUGCUGCUCAUGUUACUGCACCUCCUCUUCGACUGGAUGCUAGCACUCCCAACUACCUCAUGAGCCUGCUAGCCAAUGAUACCAUUAACGUUGUUGCUUCGGAUCAUCGUCCGUUUACUAUCAAGCAAAAAGCUAUAGGGAAAGAGGAUUUUACUAAAAUUCCUCAUGGUGUUACUGGAGUGCAGGACAGAAUGACUGUUAUCUGGGAGAAAGGAGUGGUCGGUGGCAAAAUGGAUGAAAACUGUUUUGUCGCUGUGACUAGUUCAAAUGCUGCCAAAAUUUUCAAUCUGUACCCCAAGAAAGGAAGAAUUGUUCCAGGAGCUGAUGCUGAUAUUGUUGUGUGGGAUCCAGAAGCUACAAGAACGAUAUCUGUGAGCACGCAAGUACAGGGUGGUGAUGUGAACCUUCAUGAGAACGUACGAUGUCAUGGUGUUCCACUGGUCACAAUCAGCCGUGGGCGUGUUGUCUAUGAAGAUGGAAUUUUUACUUGUGCUGAGGGAACAGGAAAAUUCUGUCCACUUCGACCAUUUUCGGAGUUUGUGUACAAGAAGCUGAUCCAGAGAGAAAAGAAUUUGACUGCAAAGCCUGUGGAUCGUGCCCCAUACGUAGGUGAUGUGGCAGUGGUGCUAAAUGUAGGGAAAGAAACCCCAGCUCAUCCAGACGUUCAAUUCCGUUCUGUGACACGUCACAGUGGAGUGAGGGAUUUGCACGAGUCCAGCUUCAGUUUGUCUGGAUCUCAAGUUGAUGACCACCUUCCAAAACGACCUGUAUCCAGAGUUUUGGCUCCACCUGGUGGGCAUUCUAAUGGCAUUUGGUAAAAUGUGUAUCUUGGUACUGUCAACUUUUACGAUCAAAUGGAAACAGAAUACGAGCAAUUUAGACCCACACACACAGGAAUUUACUACGUCAGCCUCAGUAACACCAUAUCUAUAUCAUGUGAAUGAACAGAGCUUUUAGUUAUUUUAAGAUUUUUGUAAGAUGUAUGAGAAUGUUACAUCACUACCGUAAAAAGUUGGUCAUAGAUGAAAGAAGACUGUUAAGAAAAUUGUAGAUCCAUUACUAUAGAUCUUGUGUUAGGCUCUGCUGCUAUAAGUGCAGAAUCUUUAUAAUUCUGCCAUAAUAAAUUGUACACAAGCGAGUGAAAUGUAUUGUAGUCUGUGCAUGAUGCAAUCUGACUUCAUACACCCCAAAAAUAAGAAAACUUAGCAUUUAAAACUAACAAUAACUGGUGCAUUCUAUUACUUUUGCUUUGUAUGAAUGUGGGAAUUUUCACUGUGCAGAAUCUUGAAAACAGCCUUGGAAAAGUUGUGAAAAAUUGGAGCAAAUCCAACUAAAUUAUUUCAGGUUGCAAGUUGUUUACUACAUAAGUACAUGCCAUCCAUGAGCUAUGGAUUAUAACCACUUUGUUAAUUUUGGAUAAAUAACCAUCCCUGGUGUGAAGACUUGUUGAAAUAUGUUGUGUAUGGUCUUUUGUGCAAUUUAGAAUGUGAUCAUGUAGGAGUUUUUUUAUUUCCACUACUGAUCCCUUGAAGAAUUUUCCAUUUUACUGUGUAAAGUUAAAGGAGCCUUCUUUGCUCUUCUUUGGAACCAACCAGUCAUCCCAGUCCAAUUUCUGUGUCACUAAUAAAUCCAAUCAGGAGAACCAUCUUUACUCAGAGCGAUGAGGAUACGGAAUUUGUUACCACAUGGAAUGGUUGACCUGAAUAGCAUGGUUUGCUGUCUAAAGAUUUUUUUUAAUUUGACAAUUGGAGAUUUCAGGCAAUGUGAAUUAUUUUCACCUAAAAUUUCAAUUUCGAAAUAAAGUGGCACCCCAUUAUGUAACUAGAUGAAUCCCAAAGAUAAUUGUAAGCAAUUGUGGUAUUAUGAGCAAACAGUGUAGAUAAAUUUAAUAUAUUUGUAAGUAGAGUUGAUCCAAACUCUUAAAGGUGUAGAUUUUCUGAAGUGCACAGAUUAAUGAGUCUAAUGACCCGUACUUUAAAAGAACUGACUAGAAGUUGUUCAAUUAAAUCAAUUAAAGACACUAAUGAAGUAAAAAGAUAUAUACAAUAGCUAGUCAUUUUAAACAGUGUUCUGAGUUUGAAUUCACCUAAAAUAUAAGUAUUUGAAAAACUGACAGAAAUAUUUCAGAAUUUCAGGCAAUUCUUUGCAUUUAGCAUUGCUAAAGUUACACACAGAUGUUUUUCAUAUUUAGUUUUAAAUUUAAUUUCCAGUCUCACCUGACAUUCACAUUAACUGGAUGGUGACUAGAGAUGGUAUAAGGAUCAAUGGUCUAGUUUUCAGUUUCUCUAAUUGUUAGCUAUCACUAUUAUGAAGGAAUUGCAUAGCUUUACAAGAGUAGCAUAGUUUUACA
Rhincodon typus (whale shark) is the source of this 3365-nucleotide messenger RNA. RefSeq names its product dihydropyrimidinase like 5b (gene dpysl5b). The transcript has 12 exons. Gene Ontology annotation, cellular component: cytoplasm; cytosol. NCBI's taxonomy places the organism in Eukaryota, Metazoa, Chordata, Chondrichthyes, Orectolobiformes, Rhincodontidae. The coding region runs from base 145 to 1833 and encodes 562 amino acids. The record is from RefSeq and is a predicted model, not a curated record. Gene Ontology annotation, molecular function: hydrolase activity, acting on carbon-nitrogen (but not peptide) bonds, in cyclic amides.